UUACAGUAAAACUUCAAUGAAAAUGGAGAUCUUGCAAAACUUGCUUCCUCCUAAUAUGGUUGAAAAAAUUGAAAAGGCGGGAAUAGGAACACUUAAAUUACUCACACUUUCAGUGUUAGAUUUAAAGAAAGUUACAAACUUAACAGCAGAUGAUAUUGCCUAUUUAAAAGACGCCAUUUCCAAUUACUAUAAACCACCUUGUAUAACAUGUGAUAAGUUAAUUGAAUUUCCAAAAUUUAAGAAAAUACCAACUGGUUGUAAAAAUAUUGACAGUCUAUUAUAUGGUGGUUUUGCUGCUGGCACUAUAACAGAAUUGUAUGGUGAAAGUGGAUCUGGUAAAACUCAAAUAGGAAUAACAACAGCAGCAAACAGUUGGCCCAAUAAAAGUGUAUACAUUUGCACUGAAGAUAUAUUUCCUGUGAAGAGAUUAAAACAAAUUACACAUUCUUCUGCUACUAAUGAUCAUUGUGAACAUAUAUUUGUAGAACAUCUCACCGAGCCACAUGAACUAUUUUCCUGUAUUAAAGUCAGAUUACCAAGGCUUCUCGAACAAAAUAAAGUAUCUACACUUAUAAUUGAUUCUAUUGCUGCACCAUUUAGAUGUGAGAGUACUAAUUACAUGAAGCGAGCUGAAGAUUUAAGAGAGAUAGCUGUUAUGUUACUAGCUUUGGCUCAAAAAUAUAACCUUUCUGUUAUUUGCAUAAACCAAGUGACAGCAUCAUUUGAAAAAACUUUGCAUGUUUUGCCAUCUCUUGGAUUGGCUUGGUCAAACUUGGUGACAUAUAGACUGUGUUUGCAGAAACAAUCAGAAGCUUGCAAUGCUCUUUUGUUUCAAAAAGGUAUGCAAUGUAAUCACACUGUCAGAGAGCUCAGUGUAGUCUUUGCACCAGAUUUGCCCAACGCAUCUACUAAAUUCAUAAUAACAUCAGAAGGGUUGAGAAGUAUAUAAUAACUUUUAAAUACUAUUUCCAAACAUUAGGAAUAUAAAUACGGAAAAGAAAUGUUUUGUAUAUAAACAUCUGAG
Papilio machaon (common yellow swallowtail) is the source of this 1024-nucleotide messenger RNA. Its product is annotated as DNA repair protein XRCC3. Gene Ontology annotation, biological process: telomere maintenance via recombination; resolution of mitotic recombination intermediates; double-strand break repair via synthesis-dependent strand annealing. The coding region runs from base 17 to 949 and encodes 310 amino acids. Gene Ontology annotation, cellular component: replication fork; Rad51C-XRCC3 complex. The record is from RefSeq and is a predicted model, not a curated record. The transcript has a single exon. Gene Ontology annotation, molecular function: ATP-dependent DNA damage sensor activity; four-way junction DNA binding; ATP binding. Lineage: Eukaryota; Metazoa; Arthropoda; Insecta; Lepidoptera; Papilionidae.